AUGUUGCGCAAGAUCGCCUCGGCGGUCUCCUUAUUCUCUGGCACCCCGGGCCCUGCACCGGCUGGCCACCACAACACGCAGCGCGCAAAGGAGUACACCAACCUCGCCGGCUUGCUCGAAAAGGACGGAGUGCCCGUCUCGCACGCCGACUGCGCAGGCUGCGCCGAGCCCUGUGCCGACAGUGCAAACGACACGGGCAAUGGCACCAUCAAUGAGAUUGGUAACGCCUGGGACGGCAAGACCUACGACGAGUAUGUCCACGACAAGUAUGGAGACCUCGGCAUGCUCCCUAGCAACCUCGGCGUCGACUGGGAGUCGGAUCUAGCGGGUUCUGGCGGUCCCCCCACCGGCCGCGUCGUCGUUAUCUCGACAGCCAAGAGCAACUGGCCCCGCGACCACACCGACGACACAGAGACCCUCUCGUACCAGCUCCACCAGUACCUCCAAAAGGUCUCCACCAGCAAAGAGCCUAAGCGCCAGGCCAACGCCAAGCAGCCGUCCACAUAUGUCCUUCCCUCUGCUUUCCCAGCCCCGUCGGAGCCGUUGACAAAGCCCGUCAACUCGACACCUUCGCUCUACUCGUCGUCGUUGGUCUCACAGUCCGACGACCCCCAGGACCAGACUGCCAUCAUCUUCCCAGACUGGAAGGUCACCUGCGAAAUCGAAAACUCGCUCGACGGCGCCAAGGGUCUGUGGGAGGGCGCCCUUGCCGGUACCUUGGGACGUGCGGGCCGUAGUUUGCAGGACGGUGGCGCCGGUGUCGAACGCCGCCGCUCGUGGGUCCUCCCUUACCGCGCAAUCGUUUUGGUCUGCUCGCACAAGAACCGUGACAAGAAGUGUCACAUCGCUGCUGGUCUCCUCCGCCCCGCCAUUCGCGCCGUCUGCGAGAAGAACGGCAUCAGCGUCGACGAGACCGGCAAGGCGCUCACCCACCUCGAGGGCCCUCCUCUCGAAGAGGUCGAGGGCACUGACGCCGAGCGCGAGGCCGAGGUGGGCCGCCGUAUGGAGGAGAUUGAGGGUGUCCACGGCGGCGAAGGUGGCGAGAUUGGUCUCUUUGACAUCAACCACCUCGGCGGCCACCGCUACGCUGGUGUGAUGCUCAUCCUCUUCCCCUCGGGCGCGUACCUCUCGUACGGCCGCGUCACGCCGCAGGAGAUUCCCCGUGUCAUCGAGGAGACCAUUCUGCAGGGCAAGAUUGUUCCAGGCCUCCUCCGUUCGGGUGCCGGCAUCCUGCGCCGCGACGCGACCAAGCAGUGCGGUAUCCUCAACUGGUAG
Messenger RNA from Apiotrichum porosum, 1275 nucleotides. RefSeq lists its product as uncharacterized. Bases 1 to 1275 code for a protein of 424 amino acids. The transcript is spliced from 3 exons. The record is from RefSeq and is a predicted model, not a curated record. NCBI's taxonomy places the organism in Eukaryota, Fungi, Basidiomycota, Tremellomycetes, Trichosporonales, Trichosporonaceae.